AUGGAGCCAGUCAAGAAGGACUUCCCGAUGAACUACGCCUACUUCAUGAACCAACCCCUCGAGGAAUGGACACACCAUGCCACCCCGAGCAAGAACGUCACCCUCAAAAUGUCCACCUCCAACUCCGCGGAGUCCAACCUUGCAGCGGUUGGCCAAGAGGUUGGUGAAUGA
This is a messenger RNA of Ectocarpus sp. CCAP 1310/34, 171 nucleotides long. NCBI's taxonomy places the organism in Eukaryota, Phaeophyceae, Ectocarpales, Ectocarpaceae. The record is from the annotation of a GenBank genome assembly.